Mesorhabditis belari is the source of this 2703-nucleotide messenger RNA. The record is from the annotation of a GenBank genome assembly. Lineage: Eukaryota; Metazoa; Nematoda; Chromadorea; Rhabditida; Rhabditidae.
AUGUCAUCGAAAUACCUCUUUUUUUGGAACUCCUUUCCCUCAACUUCACCAACUCCAUCAGUCACCUCGUUGGAUCCAGAAAGAUCUCUUGCAACACCGAAAAGAGAACAAAAGAGAUAUUUCAGAAUGCGAUUAUGUACAACGGUUUGCGAAGAAGCGAUCAAAAAAAUCUUCUAUCAUAUUGGAUGGCAAAUCGGGAAAAGACCAUGGCUAUUUAUACUCAUCGUUUUAUCGAUCACUGGAUGCAGUUUGUUUGGACUGAUGAGAUUUCAUGAGAAAAACAAUCCCCGAGAAACGUUCGUCUCGUCCGAAGCGCCGUCAAAAAGAGAAUGGAACAUUGUACAAGAAUUUCUCGCUGACAACAAUGCUUUGGAUAUUGUUUUGGUAAUCAUUCAAACAACGGACGGUCAAGGCUUCUUCGGGAAUCAAGAGAAUAUGAAUCAAUUGGGCGAUUUUAUGACCGAAGUGAUCGCGAUGAAUGUGACUAAUCAUCUUGGUCAAAACUUGACUUUUAUGGACAUGUCCGGUCGUUUUAAAAAGCAAAUCCUUGCUCCACAACUCAUCCAAUUGAAAAGAACUGGUUUCUUCGGAUCUCAAAAUAUGACUUAUCCCUGGUUUGACAACAAAGAUGUGGCUGAAGGGGAGGAGAGUUUAAUUGGAGAUGAUGAUGGCGAUGAUUACGAGGACGAUCCAACUGAAGUUGUUCAAAUCUAUAACGGCUAUACGAUGUACGAUGUGGAAUUCUAUCCGGGAACAAAGCUUGUUAAGAAUUACAACACGACAGUGCUUCGACUUUUUAUGGGCUACGAUGAUCAGGAUACGUUAUUUAGAUGGGAAGAUAAAAUCUUCAAACUCAUUUAUGAGUCCGGGAAAUAUCCAAAUUUAAAGGGCGGAGUCGCCUCGGAGAACAUCAUGAGCAAAGAAGUUAAGAAAAUCGGAGACGAUAUCGCGCCAUUCUUCGCCUUGGUUUUCGUCGUUUUACUUUCGUUUAAUGUGAUUUGCUCGUUGAGAGAAGAUCCCAAUAUGAGCAAACCAUUGGAAUGUUUUUUGGGCAGUUGUGUCCCAUUGUUGGCAACAAUCACAACAAUCGGUUUCGUUUCGGGAAUUGGUGUCGAAUUCCAGAGCAUGGCUGUCUCGUCAAUGUUCUUGCUGUUGGCUGUUGGUUUUGACCAUUUAUUCAUCAUGACUUCGGCGUGGUAUAAAACGGACAAGGCUGAUUCGACUCCUGAAAGAACCGCGCAAAUGUUAUCGCACUCCGGCGUCUCGAUGACUGUGACCACUGUAACGAACACGAUCUCUUUCGCUACAGGAAUUGCUGCCACAACAUCUUCAUUGCGCGUUUUCUCCAUCUAUUCCGUUGUGGCUUCAUUAAUGGUUUACACGUUCGAAGUGCUCCUUUUCCCGGCAAUUAUCGCUCUAUUUUCCUAUCGUGAAUAUCGAGAAGUCAAAAAAGUGAGCAAAUUUCGUCGACAAUUUUUUGAAACCCUUCGCCAAAUUCAUAAUAAGUUUUUCAACACAAUUGUGAGCUUUAUUUCAAAAUGGUGGUCUCCAAUGAUCAUCUUUGCGCUAUUGAUUAUCUAUUGGAGUGUUUCAUUUUAUGGAACAACGCAUGUCGUUUCUGAUAUGGAUUUGAAAGAUUUGGCUCCAAAAGAGUCGAAAAUGGCACAAUUCAAAGAGGAAUGGGAUCGAGCGCAAUUGCCAAUGCAAUCUGACGUGAUCAUCAUGCAACACCCGGGCAAUUUACUCAACGAAACGCAAAUGCAAAGAGUGCUCGGAUUUUUUGAUGAUCUCUACAAGCAACCCAAUUCCCUUGGGCCGAACACCACCGUUUGCUGGCUUCAAUUGUAUCUACAAUUUCUUCAGCUGAAGAGUCAAUCCAACUUCACGUACACAUUGCUUGAAGAGUUUAUGGAGACCGGAGAGAGGAGUUGGGUGAAUGGCACGUUUAAGUACAAUUGGUUGAGUUGCCAAAAAGAUGAGCCGAAAUGCGUUGAGUCGUUCGUUUGUAUGUCCGGUUUCUCGAACAUCACAAGAGAUCGCGAAAUGUAUCCAGUCCUAAAAGAAUGGCGAUCUCUCUCCCAGAAAUACAAAGAUCUUGGCGUUGUCGUCUAUUCUGAAAGAACCGAUUUCGCGGAUCAAAUUCAAGAACUGAAUGCUUUCUUGUGGCAAACGCUUUUUGAAGAAGUUGUCUGUAUGGGAAUUGCUUUCAUCCUUUUUGUCCCCGAAACGAACAGCAUUAUUGUGGCCGCUUUCAGCAUUUUUAGUGUCAACUUGGGCGUUUUCGGCAUCUUGUCUCUUUGGAAUGUCGGCGUUGAUCCUUUCUCGAUCGCUGCUUUAUUGAUGUCAAUCGGUUUCUCUGUUGAUAUCUCAACUCAUAUCUCUUAUCAUUACUAUGAAUCUCAUGGAACGGACCCAGUCGAGCGAUGGCGUGAAACAUUCUAUUCAAUCGGAUGGCCAAGUAUGCAAGGAUCUCUCUGCUGUCUGUUAGCAAUUCUACCAAUUCUCGCGAAACCCAGCUAUUUGACAUUCGUGUUUUGCAAGACAAUCGUCUUGGUGACGACUCUCGGCUUUUUACAUGCAUUUAUUGUACUCCCCGUUGUGCUCACAAUGGUCACAAGAUGUUGCAGUUUAGGGAAAAGAAAAUCGCAAAAGAUCUCCCCGCCCGCUCAAAUGCACAAACCGAUCGCCGUUCAAGUGGGAAAA